AUGCCUCGGAAGGGAAUUGAGGUUCCUUCUGUGUCGCAAGAGCAGCCAGCUCCGCGGACAAAGCGACUUCCGCCUCCGCCGCCCUUCUAUCUUCCUUUGAAUAUUGCACUCUACGUCUGUAUCAUAUCGAACGGUAUCGCAGCUUUCCUUGCACCCAUACAAGACUGCGAUGAGGUCUUCAAUUUUUGGGAGCCGACUCACUACCUGGAUCAUGGGUACGGGCUCCAAACCUGGGAAUACUCACCCGUGUACUCAAUCCGAAGCUGGUUAUACAUCUCUAUGCACGGCAUCGUCGGAAAAGUUGGCUCCUUCAUGGUUGGUAAAAAGUCCUCGGAGUUCUAUUUUGUUCGGUUCUUCUUAGCUAUGGUAUGCGCAGCCUGUCAAACCAGGCUGUACUCGGCCAUUUGCCGGACGCUGAGCCCUAGAAUCGGAUUACUGUUCCUCAUGAUCGUCGCAUUCAGUCCAGGCAUGUUCCAUGCCUCGGCUGCUUUUCUUCCUUCCAGCUUUACAAUGUAUGCAUCCAUGCUAGGUCUUGCUGCCUUUUUGGAUUGGAGAGGAGGGCAAAAGACCGCAAAGGGGAUUAUGUGGUUUGGUCUCGGCGCGAUCGUUGGAUGGCCGUUUGCCGGAGCUCUGUUGCUUCCUCUCCUUUUUGAAGAGGUCGUUAUCGGCUUUCUCUCAAACAACAUGCGGCAAGUCUCCUUCGACGUUCUGAAUGGGGCUAUCAGGUGCUUAGCAAUACUGGUCGCCGAAGUUACUGUUGACUUUAACUUUCUCCGCAGACUCACCAUUGUGCCGUGGAAUAUAGUCUCAUAUAACGUGUUUGGAGGCGAGGGUAGGGGACCAGAGAUUUUCGGCACAGAGCCUUGGACGUUCUACGUCAGGAACCUGCUCCUCAACUUCAACGUCUGGUUCUUGUUCGCGAUCGCUGUGGCUCCGCUGCUGCUCCUUCAAGCCAUAUUCCGUGCCCAGUCGACGAACAAAGAGACUUUGUUUAGGACUGUAACUCUUCUGUCGCCCUUUUACAUGUGGUUCGGCAUCUUCACUCUGCAGCCUCACAAGGAGGAAAGAUUCAUGUACCCGGCAUAUCCAUUUCUUGCGCUCAAUGCGGCGAUCGCGUUUCAUAUGGUUCUCUCAUACAUCGGCUCCAGCAAUCCGAAAGAGCUGAUCGGACGCGUCCCUGCAAAGUUAAAGCUUGCAGCAGUGAUGUCUGUGAUCUUGUUUGCCAUCAACGGUGGGCUUCUAAGGACUCUGGGUAUGAUCACCGCAUACAAUGCUCCGCUGAAGGUCCUGCAGCCCUUGGAGCAGGCGGGGGUAGCACAGCCAGGUGAUUCGGUUUGCUUUGGUAAGGAAUGGUAUCGCUUCCCUUCGUCUUUCUUUCUCCCGAACGGCAUGCGCGCCAAAUUCAUUCAAAGCGAGUUUCGCGGCCUGCUUCCUGGCGAGUUCCAGGAUGCUCCGAACUUUUCGACCUUGCUUGAGGGCACAUCUCGAAUACCGGAAGGUAUGAAUGACCGCAACGAGGAGGACACGGGGAAAUACGCCGACAUCUCUCAAUGUUCUUUCUUGGUCGACUCGCACUUUCCCGGUCGCGAAACUACAGGCUUGGAACCCAACUAUAUACAAAAUGAGGCGCAGUGGGAGGAAUUAUCCUGCGCAUCAUUCCUUGACGCUUCCCAUACUGGUCUUCUGGGUCGUCUCAUCUGGGUUCCCGAUUUACCGAUCAUCCCCGACCGAUUCCGCAGGAAAUGGGGUCAAUACUGCCUGCUGCGACGGCGCACCGCGGACCCUGAGCCGGAGUUAUUAUAG
Molecule: messenger RNA, 1803 nt
Organism: Aspergillus mulundensis
Lineage: Eukaryota; Fungi; Ascomycota; Eurotiomycetes; Eurotiales; Aspergillaceae
Product: dolichyl-P-Man:Man(6)GlcNAc(2)-PP-dolichol alpha-1,2-mannosyltransferase
Exons: 4
Coding region: 1-1803 (600 amino acids)
Biological process (GO): protein N-linked glycosylation
Cellular component (GO): endoplasmic reticulum membrane
Molecular function (GO): alpha-1,2-mannosyltransferase activity
Source: RefSeq, a predicted model, not a curated record